AACAGAGGAGGGUUUAUCAAGGAUAUGGACGUGGUGCGAUCAAGAAGAAGCAGAGAAGACAGCCCGGACAGGGCCAGAGUUUGCAUGAAGCCAAGAGUUAAACACACCAGGAAAGUUCAGGUUGUUUACUACCUGACCAGAAAUGGCCACCUUGAGCAUCCUCAUUACAUUGAAGUCACCCAUUCCGCCAAUCACCCACUUCGCCUCAGAGAUGUAAUGGAAAGACUCACGGCACUUAGAGGUAAAGGAAUGCCUUCUCUGUAUUCUUGGUCUUGCAAAAGGAGUUACAAAAAUGGUUAUGUAUGGAAUGAUUUAGAGGAAAAUGAUGUUAUCUAUCCAUCAGAUGGAGCUGAGUAUGUACUCAAAGGUUCUGAAUUGGUCGACGGCUGCUCUGUUUCAAAAAGAUUUCAACUUGGAAGCAACAGGAUGCCACCGCCGCCACCGCCGGGAAUUCAUGAACCAAGUAUCCAUUCAAAACAGAAAUUGCAAUCGUUCUCUCUGACUCGAUCGACCCAUAGAGGAAGAGAACGGGAAGGGCAGAGGACUGCAUUUGAAGAGCAAGAAUUCGAGGAUGAAGAAGAACAAGAAGAGGAAGCAUAUGAAUUGGACGAGGAGAAGACGAGCUACACAAGCUCCACCACACCGCAUUCUCGCUGCUCCAGAGGAGUAUCCACUGAUGAGCCAGAAGAAGACCACAAAAAUGGCCCCAAUUCAAUCCCCAAUCACUCAUCCCCACCGCCAACCGCCUCCAUCCUCUCGGAAAAGCCAAAACAGAGCAAAAACAGUACUUCCCAGAGAUUCGAAGACGGUGACCCAGUUGCCCCCGGGUCAGCAUCUGGCCGAAACUCUGUUCUGCUUCAACUAAUUUCCUGUGGUAACUUAGCCGUUUCUAAAGCGAAGAAUGUAUCCAAUUUGAAGCAACCUGCAAACAAUGCACUGAAGAAGAGCGAGAAUUUGCACAAAGGAGUUCUCUGCAAAAGUGCAGUGAAGCGUGCAGUAGGCGAUGAAGAUAUGAUCAUAAGCUGCAUGUCGGAGAAUCCCAGGUUCGGAAAUUUACAAACGGAAGAGAAAGAGUAUUUCAGUGGGAGCAUCGUUGAGGCAAUGAGCGAGCAACGGGCAGUGGUUGCUGCUCAGCCAGCGCUGAAGAAAUCCAAUUCAUACAAUGAAGAAAGGAGCUGCAAGGCUGGAUUUGGAGAAAUCAAGGAGGAGGAGGAGAGGAGAAAAGAGAAGGUGGGGAAAGGCAAUUGUAUCCCACGUAAGAAACUGUCAUCGGCAUUGAAACAGAGUAGAACAUGAGAGAAACUGGUGUUUUCCGGAAUUAUGGAGGUUGCUUGUUGAAGUUUAGAGGUCUCAUCAUUGAACAGGAACCGUUUUCCUUUUUCGUUGUAAAAAGGGGUCGGUAAUGAAGUCUUAGGGAUGUUACUUAGCAGAGGAAAAAAAAAUAUUGGAGAUGUUGAAACUUGAAAAUGAAAGGAAGCUGUUAUUCUCUGUUCUCUAAAUUUGGCCAUAGAAAUCAUAACACGCUUAGACUAUCCUAACAGCAUUCUACAUUAGCAAAUUUAGAAAAUCAGAAUGUUAGACCACAGCCACAGGGGAAAGGGUAAAAGUUUGAGUUUAGUUCAAUUAAAUUUACUUUAUGCAU
Messenger RNA from Rubroshorea leprosula, 1642 nucleotides. The record is from the annotation of a GenBank genome assembly. Lineage: Eukaryota; Viridiplantae; Streptophyta; Magnoliopsida; Malvales; Dipterocarpaceae.